Molecule: messenger RNA, 5254 nt
Organism: Brassica napus (rape)
Lineage: Eukaryota; Viridiplantae; Streptophyta; Magnoliopsida; Brassicales; Brassicaceae
Product: UDP-glycosyltransferase 82A1-like
Exons: 3
Coding region: 3177-4565 (462 amino acids)
Molecular function (GO): UDP-glycosyltransferase activity
Source: RefSeq, a predicted model, not a curated record
UGAGGUGGAUAGUCUCAAAAGCCUUGAAUUUAGUCCCUUUUAUAUAGUAGGAUUAAUAUAAGCUAUAUUCUAUCAAUUAAUAUGCAGAACAUUAACUAGUUUUGCUUGUUGUUCUCACAAGUUUUGGUUAUUGACCUAACAUCUGCCUUUAAGUCAUGGCAUGUUAUAAUUCAUGAGUACGUAAUCACAUCCCAUGCACGGCUGUCUUUUAUCAUGUGCAAUUAAAGAAUUCAUGAUUUUCAUUCAAAAUAUGUAUGUCAGGAAUCAGGAAGGAAAUGAGAUCCAGAAAUUUGGUUUUAAAACUCGGAUAUCUACUAAAUUUAAGAAAGUAACAGAAUCAAAACACAUGUUAUUCAAUAUAAUCCAACCAAUGGUAGUUCGGUGAAAAUCUUUUGGGACUCGGCGUAUAUCCGUAUCGGUCCUUAGUUCGAUUCUGAGAAUUAAAUUAUGGUUACUUAGUCAUUCUGAAUUUAGACAUCGUGGCUUAGAUGGCUAAUAUUUGUAACAUGCGGCCAGUUUACCUCUGAUAUUGAACAGAAAAUACUUAAACUUGAGUCAGACAUGAUGGUACAUUUUCGGGUUAAUCCACUUUAAAACACUAAGUGUGUUCUUUGUUAACCGUCUGGAUAGUUGAUAGGAUUAUCAAGAAAAUAUAAUCUAAAACUGAUCCAGCAAAUUAUAUUUCGAAUUGAUUAUAAUGUGAGAUCUUGUCAACAUAAAUGGCUAGUGUAGUCAUCAUCCACUCAUUAUUAAUUUACAAUUGAAGUCAUAAAUGAUAAAACUUAAUCCUUUGAUAUUUUAAAUACGUAUAUUAAAUUGAACAUAUCUAACUAGCUAUUUUUAAAGAUUUGUUAACACGUCAAACAUAUUUUUGUUAAACAAUUCGAGCAUACAAAUAAUGUGAGACUAAAUCCUCAACUUUCAUUUCAUAUUAUGUAAAGACAUGCACAGUACAACUUUAUAUUUUCUUUGAUAUUUGAUUAAAUAGUUUUGUAAAUCAAAAUAAUUAGGAAGAUUCGAUAUAUAGUUUGAGAUCUUUUUGGAUCGCUGGUAUCAACAUGCCUUCUACGAUCUAUGUUUAUAGAGCAUUGAUGACCUCAUGCGUCUGAUAUAUUGAUUUCACUUAAUGUUUUAUAUCGAUUUAGUGCAUGAAUUCCAUUUCAUACAAAUACUUAUUUUCAAUGUAGGCACCGCUUUUUUUCUUCUAUUGGCAGCUACGGCAUGCAGCCACCGGAAACGGGAAACAUGUCGAUACAAAGAUUUAUUAAUAAUAUGCUCAACUAAUAUGACCACUGUACAAGUGAAGGCUCAACAACUGGAAUACUAACUUUAAAAAAAUAACUCUUUUAAAAAAAAAGGAAACAUUUUUCUUGAAUAAGUGGACUGCAAAAGCUUCCUUAGAAACUAUUGUUUACGAGUCUUCCUUUCUAAAUAAUUACAUACUAGAUUUUGACCCGCCCUUUCUAAGCGCGGAUUUAUUUUUUGAAUUUAAUAAUUUUAAUAUAAAUUUUUAUAUAAGAUAUUUUAUAAGUUUGGUCAUAUUAUUCGGAACCGAACAAUCAACCCGUACCAAAUUGAAAAAAUGAAACCAAACUUGAACUAAAAUUUAUAAAUAACUGAACAUAUCAUAUAUAUCUAGAACCAAGAUAAAUAGAUACCUGAAUUUUUAAAAUACAAAUUAUAUACCUACAAAUAUUAAUUAUAUGUAAUUUCUAAAUAACCAAAUAUCUUAAAUAUACUAUUUAUAAGCUGAAUUAUCCAAUAAAAACAAAUUACUCAAACAUUUUUUUCAAAUAUUAAAAAAAUAUCUUAAUAAGUCCUCAACAUUCAGUCUAAUUUUCCACUAAAAGGAACCAAAACACCAAUAAGUGGUAUCCCAAACCAAUAAACGCAGUCACCAUAUAUAAUAUAGUUGCAAUUUAACAAAAAUCCAUUAUUUAAAAUCCUUUAAAAUCUAAAACUCAUAUUAACUCGUGAAUCUAUACCAGAUGACAUGGUAAAAAUCUAAAAUAACAUGAAACUAUUUUUCAAAUUUUGAUUAAAUUUCUCAUAUAAAUUUUACUAAGAUAUAAAAAAUUGAAUAAACUACAUUUUUUAUGUUAUACAUUCUAGUUUAUAGGUUUUAUAAUGACUAUUUAAGAUUAAAUUUUUGAGUUUUAGAAAUAAAAUUAUUAUUAAGUUGAGUAUAGUUGAGUUGCCUAUAAAUGUUAAAAAUAAAUAAUAUAUUUUAUUUAAACAUAAAAAACAUUCUAAAAAUGCUAUAAUUUCCUGAGAAAAUAUUUAUACAAAACCCUUUCUCCUAAUAAACCCAGUUGUAAAAGAUUUUCAUCACAAAAAUAACCUAGGAAGGUUUUCAAAGAAAAAGCUAUAAUUUUGAAAUAUAAUUAAGCUUGUUGUUGUACUGUGAAAUAUUUCUCUAAUCGUAAUUGGAAGUUAAUAUGUUUUGACCGUCAAAUGGUAUCAUGUUUUUAACUUUCUGUUAACCAUACUUGCAUCAUGUUGUUAUAUUAGUUUGGGUCAUAAAACAUUUAUGAAUUAAAAGUAUGGUAUUGUUCAGACUUUAAUUACCAAUAAAUCUAAAUGUUUUUAUAGUAACUGCUUUUGUUAAAAAAAAAUGAUUGUGGGUUGUAUGAUUAUUAAACCUGUUAUAAAAUAAUCUAUUUUUUUAAUAGAUCUAGUGGCACAAAACUAAUAUUCCAAGGAAAAAUAGGGGUAAAAUAUAUCAAUGAUUUUGAAUUAAUAAUAUUGAUGUAUAAAUCUUUGGUGUAUUAUAGUAAGUUGAGUAUUAAAUAAGAACAUUGUUAUUUUAUAGUUAGAGAAAUAUAAGAUAAUUGAUUAGUGUAUAGUUAGGGAAAUAUAAGGUGAGACCAAAAAUAUAGUUAAGUUUAGUGAAUAGGUCCAACAACCUUUCAUAAAUAGAUUUUUUGGGAUUCCUUCCCUUUUAAUAGUAUAUAUAUAUUAUACUAAAACUAUGAGAACACACCUCAUUUUAUGGGAAGUCGACUGAUAUAUUUUGCAUGCAAAUGUACAGAUUGGUCCAGUCAACUAACACAUGCAUGGUGUGCAAUAAAACUAAAUUAAUAAUCUUCUAAAUCGCAUUUCAUCUUCCUUUUUAUAAUAACCCGAAUUCAAAUAACUUAGGCACUAUAUAUCAAUUAUCAAAACUCCAAAAAUAUAUGAAGAAAAGAUCAAAAUUCGAAGGAAGGAAAGAAAAAGAUAUGAAAGAAACACAAAAGCCAAAGAUAAUAUUCAUCCCUUACCCGGCGCAAGGCCAUGUCACCCCGAUGCUCCACCUCGCAUCGGCCUUCCUCAGCCGUGGCUUCUCCCCUGUGGUUAUGACUCCCGAGUCUAUUCACCGUCGGAUCUCGACGACUAACGAUGAUCUUGGAAUCACGUUCCUGGCCAUAUCUGACGGUCAAGAACGUCCGGAUGCACCUCCCUCGGACUUCUUCUCCGUAGAGAGGUCGAUGGAGAACAUCAUGCCGUCUCAACUCGAACGGAUCCUACUAAAAGAAGACGUGGGUGUUGCUUGUGUUGUAGUCGAUUUAUUGGCUUCGUGGGCUAUAAGAGUGGCUGAUCGGUGUGGUGUUCCUGUCGCCGGGUUCUGGCCGGUGAUGUUCGCUGCUUACCGUAUGAUUGAAGCCAUACCGGAGCUCGUACGGACAGGCAUAGUUUCCCGAAAAGGGUUUCCUCGGCAGCCAGGAAAACCAUUACUCCUACCUGAACAACCGCUCCUAUCCGCCGGAGACCUAUUAUGGCUGAUCGGAACUCCCACAGCUCAAAAAGGACGAUUCAAGUUCUGGCAAAGAACGCUAGAACGAGCAAAAAGUCUCCGGUGGAUCUUGGUAAACUCCUUCAAAAACGAAUAUGAAAGUGAAAUCUUUAAUCAAGAUCGAAACCCUCAAAUCCUUUACGUUGGUCCAUUGCAUGACCAAGCAGCAACAAGUGUUACAACUUUAACCAAAAGCCCUACUUUCUGGGAAGAAGACAGAUCUUGCCUUGGUUGGCUCCAAGAACAGAGGCCAAACUCAGUAAUCUAUAUCUCAUUUGGAAGCUGGGUUUCUCCAAUAGGAGAAUCAAAGAUUCGUACGUUGGCAUUGGCGUUGGAAGCGUCAGGAAGACCUUUUCUUUGGGCGCUAAACCGGGCGUGGCAGGAGGGACUGCCACCAGGGUUCGUGCACAGAGUCACCAUAGCGAAGAACCAAGGAAGGAUUGUGCCGUGGGCCCCGCAGACCGAAGUUCUUAAAAACGACUCAGUGGGUUGUUUCAUAACUCAUUGUGGCUGGAACUCGACCAUGGAGGCGGUGGCAAGUUAUCGGAGGCUAGUGUGUUAUCCAGUAGCGGGAGACCAGUUUGUGAACUGUAAAUACAUCGUGGAUGUGUGGAAGAUCGGGGUGAGAAUGAGUGGUUUCGGAGAGAGGGAGGUUGGAGAUGGACUGAGGAAAGUUAUGGAGGAUGAAGAGAUAGGUGAAAGAUUGAAGAAGCUGAGAGAUAAAGCAAUGGGGAAUGAAGCACGUUUGUAUUCGGACAAAAUGUUUACUCUAUUUAAGGAUGAGAUAAAGUGACAUGUUUCAAUUUAAUCUAAUGUCUUUUUUGCCAUUGUGUGCCGCUUCCAUAAGACCACAAAUACAGUGAGACAAAAUACAUUGGUUUUAUGUGAAAUAUUAUAAAAAUUGUCACUCAAAAUUUAAACUAAGCAUAAAAACUUCAUUAAUGAUAUUAUAUUGUAUUUGUCAUAUACUAAUCUUAACAACCAGUUUUUUUUUUUUUCUCUGAAUAUUUACCAUUUCAUAUAUCAUAAGAGCGUUUUUACAACAGCAAGAACAACAUAACAUACCAACAAAAGACCAGAUCUAGAUCAAUCACAAGAGUGCCUAAAAAGAAACACCACUAAACAGAAACCGAGCAAAAAAUCCCAGAUAACCAAAAGGGAAAGCUAGUGACCACGUACGAUUGAAAUAGAUCCCACAACACCACACUCUGCGCUAUACAAUAAGCCCCCAAAAUCAUCAUCCUAUCAACCUUUUCCAAUUUCCAAUCAGGAAUGUACUGGAGAUAAGAUAGAAUUUUCCUAGAAAUCCACCUGAAAGAAGGCCAAACUGGUGGUCUAGUUACUGCUCCAACCAACUCUUUGGAUUCUGCUGCAAAGACAAUUUUUGAAAAAUGGAGGCUACUCAUGCUUUCUAUUGCCCACAACCAAAUUCUUUCCUGAGCCUCCAUCACAGAUAGAACAUUAGUAAAGGAGUUACGGCUA